This is a messenger RNA of Tribolium castaneum (red flour beetle), 1330 nucleotides long. RefSeq names its product protein lin-31. Lineage: Eukaryota; Metazoa; Arthropoda; Insecta; Coleoptera; Tenebrionidae. The record is from RefSeq and is a predicted model, not a curated record. The transcript has 2 exons. Gene Ontology annotation, biological process: regulation of transcription by RNA polymerase II; cell differentiation; anatomical structure morphogenesis. Bases 286 to 1266 code for a protein of 326 amino acids. Gene Ontology annotation, molecular function: RNA polymerase II cis-regulatory region sequence-specific DNA binding; DNA-binding transcription factor activity, RNA polymerase II-specific.
GGCUGGGCUUGAAAAGGCCUGCGUACCCAUAACUUUUCUAGUAUGAUACACAUUUUUGAUCACACUCUCUUAGAUAAACCGAUUUGUAAAGUUAACUACAAAGCUAAGCCGACAAUCCCAUCAGAAAAUAAGCCGACAGUGAUUUUCUUUGUGCGGUUGCUGAACACCAUUAUGUACACUGGUGCGGUAUAGUGUUUGUGUACGAAGGACUGUACAGAUUUAUUUAUUUAAUUUGUCAUGUGGCACAAAUGGAUAAAGGGGACAACUUAAAAGUCGUCAGCAGAAAUGCCAAGGCCACCUCGUGAAACAUACGGGGACCAGAAACCACCAUACUCGUACAUAUCUCUCACAGCGAUGGCCAUCUGGAGCUCCCCGGAGAAAAUGCUACCCCUUUCGGAGAUCUACCGAUUCAUCACCGACCGCUUCCCCUACUACCGGCGGAACACCCAGAGGUGGCAAAACUCCCUGCGACACAACCUCUCCUUCAACGACUGCUUCAUCAAGAUCCCGCGGCGGCCCGACAGGCCCGGCAAGGGCGCCUUCUGGGCCCUGCACCCCUCGGCCCUGGACAUGUUCGAGAACGGGAGCUUCCUCAGACGGCGGAAGCGCUUCAAGCUGCCCAAGCACGUCCACGAGGAGCUCGACAGCCUCUCGAAACUGAACAGUUCCUUCAUGGGGGGGCAGACCAUCAGCCCGACCCCGUCCGCCUGCCCCCCGAUCGUGUGCCCCCCCGAGCUGCCGCUCCCGCCCAUCACCCCCGUGGCCACCACCGCCCCCAAGUCCUUCAGCAUCGACAGCAUCAUCCAAAGCGAGCCGAAGUCGCCGCAGUUCCCCACGAACGUGCCCCCGAUCCAGGCCCUCCCUAGCCUGUCCUGGGUCAACAUGAUGACCCCCUCCACCUCCCAGAGCGAGCUCCAGAGCCGAGACGACUUGAUCAUGGCCCAGAAAGCGGCGUUUUUCGAAUACGCCGCCGCCAUUUUUUCGAUAAAUGCCUCGACGAGCGCGAAGACGGGCACUGGGGUCAUACGACCCCUGCCCAUCAUGCCCAACGCUCUCUACCCGGCGACCUGCCAUACGGUACCGGUACCAGUGCAAUACUCCUUCUGCAUGCCCAAUAUGCGCAACUUGGAAUUUGAGACUGAGCACGAAUGUGAUAGAACCAUCAUGGACAAAAAUAUCUCACUCAACUAUUUAAUCGCCCAGAAUGGCCAAGAGGACAACAUCGAAAUCUCCUCCUCGUCCUCGGAGGAGGCCACCAACGUGUAAAUACUCCGUGUGCAAACUGUGUUAAUGUAUUUUAGUUCUUAUAGUUAUAUUUAAAUAAAAGUUG